AUGACCACCACCACCUCAAACGUCUCUACUCCCGCCAACGGCGAGGCGCCCCCUGUCGCUUCGCACGAAGUCGGCAUGAUGUUUGUCCACGAAUAUUACACCUUCUUGAACAAGGAGCCCUCGCGUCUUCACUGCUUCUACAAUAAACAAUCGACCAUGAGCCACGGCAUUCAGGGCGAGGAUACCGAAGACAUCCACGCCAAGAUUCUUGCUCUGGAUUUUGAGGACUGCAAGGUCUUGGUCAGCAACGUCGACAGCCAGACCUCGUUGGACGGAGGUAUCAUGAUCCAGGUCCUCGGAGAGAUGUCCAACAGGGGCGGUCCUUCCCAGAAGUUCGUCCAGACCUUCUUCUUGGCUCAGCAGCCCAAGGGUUUCUACGUCCUGAAUGACAUUUUCCGUUACCUCAAGGACGACUCCGAGAUCGAGGCUGAGGUAGUCGACGAGGAACAGCAGCAGCAGGUGGAGCCUGAGGUCGCCAACCCUCCCCUUACUUAUGAGCCCGAGAUCGCCCCUGCUCCCAUCCCUGAACCCGAGAUCGCCAUCUGCCCUCCUGCUCCUGCUCCCUCUGAGCCUAAGAUCGCCAUUUGCCCUCCUGCCCCCGAGCCUGAGGUUGUUAUUUGCCCUCCUGCCCCCGAGCCCGUAGUUGAGGAGAAGAAGCCCGCCGUCGAGGAGAAGAAGACUGAGAAGAAGCACGAGCACAAGAAGCACGACAAGAAGGGCGACAGGAAGGAGACCAAGAAGGAUGCCGCCAAGAAGGAGGCUGAGGUCGCUGAGAAGUCCAAGACCCCUGAGCCCACUAAGAAGCAGAACGGUGCUCCCGCUGCUGCUCCCGCUGAAAUUGCUGCACCCGUCGCCGAGGCUCCCGCCCCCGUUGUCGAGGCUCCCGCCCCUGCCCCCGUCCCUGCUGGUCCUCCCAAGCCCAAGACUUGGGCCAACUUGGCUGCCAAAGACUCGGACCAGUGGGGUUCCCAGGUCUCUGCUGCCAAAGGAUCUUCCGUCAAUAUUCCCCAGCCUGCUGCCCCCAAGCCCCAGGUUGUGUCCCAGCCCAAGCCCCAACCCCAACCCCAGCAGCAGCAGCAGCAGGGUGCCCCUCACAAGGUCAACGGCCGUGACGAGUUCUUCCCCAUCUAUGUCAAGAAUAUCUCCGAUAAGAUUUCCGAGGAGCAGUUGCGUGAGGCUAUGAGCAAGUUUGGUAUCGUCAAGGGUCUUGACUUUACCAAGCAGAGAAACUGCGCUUAUGUCGACUUUACUACCGCCGACGCCAUGAACGCCGCCUUGAAGCAGAACAAGGUCGCUGUCGGAUCCGAGUUUGUCUAUGCCGAGGAGCGUCGUCCCCGUCCCACCUUCCAGAACCGCCCCCCUCCUCACUUCCAGAACGGAAACGGAGGCACCAACGGACACCAGGGACCCCAGGGUGGUCACCGUGGCGGCCGUCCCGCUCGCGGAGGCUUCCAAGACCGCAAGCCUAUCCAGAGACCUGACAAGCCUGCCCCCACUGUCGCCGUCAACUAA
Molecule: messenger RNA, 1512 nt
Organism: Linnemannia hyalina
Lineage: Eukaryota; Fungi; Mortierellomycota; Mortierellomycetes; Mortierellales; Mortierellaceae
Source: the annotation of a GenBank genome assembly